Molecule: messenger RNA, 699 nt
Organism: Molossus molossus (Pallas's mastiff bat)
Lineage: Eukaryota; Metazoa; Chordata; Mammalia; Chiroptera; Molossidae
Gene: NRIP2
Product: nuclear receptor interacting protein 2
Exons: 6
Coding region: 4-699 (231 amino acids)
Source: RefSeq, a predicted model, not a curated record
GCCAUGAGCACCAGGCAGGAGGCCAGAAGAGAGGGGGGAGACUCCAGCAGGAGGGGACAGGAGGCAGAGCUCUGGGACCGAGCCCACCUGAGCCAGCAGCGCCGGCUCAAACAGGCCACCCAGUUCCUGCACAAGGACUCCGCUGACCUGCUGCCCCUGGACAGCCUCAAGAGGCUGGGCACCUCCAAGGACUUGCAGCCACACAGCGUGAUCCAGAGACGCCUGGUAGAGGGAAGCCAGAGUCGGAGCCAGGGGGAGUCUCCCUUGGUGCAGGUCCUGAUUCAUGGCCAGGAGAACAGGAGGAAGACCAGCACGCCAGAGAUUCCAGCGCUUCUGGUCAGCUGCAAGUGCCGGGGCCAGGUGCUCAGGGUGGCUGUGGACACAGGCACCCACUACAACCAGAUCUCCACCGGAUGCCUCGCCCGCCUGGGGUUAGGGAAGAGGGUCCCAAAAGCCUCAGGUGGGGACCUGGCACCUGGACCCCCAAGCCAGGUGGAGCAGCUGGAGCUACAGCUAGGCCAGGAGACGGUGGCAUGCUCGGCCCAGGUGGUGGAUGUCGAGAGUCCUGAAUUCUGUCUGGGGCUGCAGACUCUGCUUUCUCUCAAGUGCUGUAUCGACCUGGAACACCGCAUGCUUCGGCUGCAAGCCCCCUUCCCAGAGCUGCCCUUCCUGCCUUUGCACCAAGAGCCUGGCCAGUGA